GCGUCGAGAGCAAACAUACAAAAUCAAAAUGUUGUCGUCUUCGUUUUGUUAGUGUUAGAAGCGCGACAGUAUCGUUCGUUGAAAGGAAUGAACUGAAGCUCACUUAUAGUAGAAGCGAACGCAAAUCUUCCUUUCGGUAUAAUUGUACCGGAAAGAAGGAUCAUUUCACUUCUCGCCAAAAAAAUGUUCAGCUUCGAUGACGCGGCGCAGUACGACGGGGAGGUCAAUCAACUGCGGUGAAGAAGAUAAACAACUUGUGCCAUUCCAACUUUCUUGACGAUGAUUUUGUGACCAACAAAAGAACUUCGACCUCAACUUCUUCUCCUAUCCCCCCUUGAAGACCGAGACCAUGUGGAACCUCCAUCGCCAAAAAGAGCGCUGCUGAAAAAUUGAGCUUUCCUUUGUUUCCGCAAUCAGACCGAUUUCUGAUAAUUUGCUGUCUCUGUCAGCCUGCGGUUUAUUCUACCUUGUCCUGACUCGUCGGUCCACCUCUCCUCCAGUAUUUGGUCUUCACACAAGAACCGCUUGCAUCUCCACACCCGCCUCCUGAAUACUUCUACAAGGAAAGAACCACCACGAGCACUACUGCACCUGCCGCCCUUCGUCGGAUCAUCAAGAUGCGGUUUCCUACCAAAGCGAGCGCGAAAAACAAAAGCAAACCCUCAGCUGCUGUUCCUGCUCCGGCGGCGUGUGCCGUGGCAGGAGCGGGUGGCGCAGCAGCUGGUGUGCCUCCAGUUGUAGUUGUAUCGGGAACUUGUACAACAAACGGUGGCAAAGGAGCUGGAGGAGGCACUGGACAGCUGCAGAGCAAAAAUCAGCUGAGUGCUGCUUUCAACAGUAGCGCGUCGCCGGCGACCUGUGGUGGAGGUGUAGCAGGAAUGGGAACGACUAGCAAAUCAAAUACGGCUCCACCUACGACUAAAGGAUCAGCAGGUCUACUGAGUAAUAAAGCUGCCACAACUACUGCAUCCUCAAAUGUUAAAAGCAACAACCAGGCGACUGGAGAUGAUUCGUGUCAAAAUCUGUCCACUUCUCUCUGCAAAAACGACGACGACAUCGAGCUCCACGACCAAACCACGGGGUCCAACACCUCCAGAUCCGCCUCGGAAACCUCGUCCGACGCUGAUCUUUUGGACUUAGAGUCUAUGGACGCAGAGAUCAAGAAGAUGCUGCAGCAACAAAACGGCAAAAAGGAGAAGCGACAUCAUCAUCAACAUCUUCAGACUUCUCAUAAAGGCGGAGUCGGGACGACGAACAAGCAGAAGACCACAGUGAAUUCCCGCUCCUGCCUAUCCAAGAAAAAAACGUUGUUAGUGUGAAUCUGUGAUGCGCAACAUGCAAGAUGAUUGCGUCUGUCUUGCUUGGCAUGCAUUGUAGGUUCUAUCAUAGGGCGUUUUCACGUACUAUCUGAGCAUGAUACGUUUUUGCUGUCAUGCGAGAGAUAUUUGUCAUGCUAAUCCUCCAAGAAAGUUACACCUACAACCUUUUUUUUUUUUGGAUACUGCCCGCCGAGGCGAUUGAACCGACGGAGCCGAACUAGCAGCGUCGGUUCGUCGAUCGUUGCGGAUAAUGAGUUGAACGACUGCACCAUAUGACUUGCUCAAGCGUUACAAUCUCAAACGUUACAAUAGAAUCUGGAAUUUGUGUUGCAUGAUGAGCAUGACAGACUCGCACAGCGUUCCACCUUUUGCAAUACAAAUUUCGCCAGAUUGUAGUGGGGUUUGGGGCUCCGGAACUUGUCAUGCGCAAUCGUAUGAAAGUUGGCUAGAUCAUGCAGUCUUGCAUCACAGAUCUCCAUAUUCUACUGUAACGCUUGAGAUUGUAACACCUGAGCGGGUUAUACACCAGCGGAGGACAUUCGAUCCCCGCACUGAAGCGAAAUAAUUACGUCGACGCGGAGCAAAUUGAUGUUGAAAAACAAGUUGAUUCUUGCAACACCAGUGAUGAAGAGUCCUGCAUCGACGCGGCAGCGGGCGGAAAUGCGUGCGGGCGCCAGGUAGUUGUACUAACGAAGCGAUACUUUUAUGUCCAUGUCCUUGCUCUUUGUCAUGGAGAAAAAUGGUGAGAAGGAGCACCUUGACGCAUAUGAAGGAUAGAAUCCGAUCGGAACUUAGAAAAGCCAGGCUGAAAAAAUCGAUAUACUCGAACCUCCCCCAAAAAUCAAAAAAAAAAAUGAAUUGCAGCGUUCCCGCAGUAAGUCUUUAACCGAAACCAUGGAAGACUUGGACGAGAUCGUGCGGGAGCACCAGACUCGCAUGAACCUGCUGCUCAAAAAUUCCGCCUGCACCAACCACGGCACUUCAAACUGCGACGUGGAAAAGCCUGGCAGCACCCACUGCGCCACCUCCACUUCGGAAAACGAUCGAACCCGGAGUACCAGUCCGGCGGGCGGCUGCAACGGAGUGGAUUCCCCCGCGGCUGGUAUGAUGAAUGAGACUGGAGCUGUUGUUCCCGCAGGUGGGGCGGCCGUCGUGGUGCCAGGUGCGAAAAAUAAUCAGGUCGCUAGUGUAGUCGCUGCGCUGGUGGAUCAUGAUGAGAACGAUAGUACAACAACCAAGGUGACAUCAAAUCACGACCGGACGAUGGACCUCCACGUCGAUGUGAAUGAACUGGUGGAAAAGAUCGGGAAAGAAGUGGGGUUUCAGAUGGACAUGGGGAAGAAGAAUGUGAAUGAGCUCGAAGAUGAGGACAUCAAAGACCUCCACACAGCUGCUCCUGUCGAGCCGGUUACAAAAAGCACCAGUCCACGAGGUACAACAAGCAAUCAAGGCGUUGCAAAGAUCAGCAGCACAACCAGUGUCGUCGGGUCUGGAGAGGAGAUUGCUUACAACCACAACAACGGCGGUGCGCAGCUCCUACGCGAAAUGGACGAAGAAGACGACACGGUAUGCACCGCAAAACAAGCAUCGUAGUCGUACUUGUACUCGUAUAAAGAUAAAAAUGCAGUACUGCAUGACAAAUUUGCUUCUUUAUUACCGGAUUCUUCAGCAUAGAAUACAUAGAAUUAGAAAUCCACUUUGUCAAAAAUUCGACCCUGUGCAGAAAUUAAUUUACGCCACUGACUUGCACUACUACUGGUACUGGUUCUAGUACGAGUUCUUGCACAAUAUAAUACUUCAGCAACCAAAUUAUCCUUAUCGUAGUACGUGGUCAAGUACGAAUACGAUACAGAACUUUUGCAAAAAAUGCAUACACGUCGGUUUCUUCAGUCGACUCGGAAGAUCUGGACAAGCAAAUCGAAAAGAUCAUCUCCAUACCGCGGGCCACGGAGACGCCGCGCCAUGACGAAGCUGGUGGAAGUUGUAAAGAUGAUCAUGGUGCCGACGAAACCUCCUCUAAUUAUGCGGUCCAGGGCGACGAGACCUCCACGAGCAUCAACCCCAGCAGCCGAUAUCUCAUACAGCAGGGCGGUAGCGACGAAGCUAAGAUUGCGCAAAACUCCGGCGGGUAUUUGUUUCCGAGAAAAGACCACGAACAAGAUAAUUCUUGCAACAAUGCAUUCGUCGUGCCAACGAGCGACGACCUCGCGAGGCAAGCGCAAGUUGUGAAGAAGCAAGAAACUACGACUAGCGCGCGAGAAGCAGCAGGUCGAUCAUCCUCCAUUUUUGACGAAGCCGAGACGUCAAAAACUGUCUCGGACAAUCUGAAAGACCUCGACAACUUAGAAGCGGCGGCCCACGAAUUGUCCACUUCGAAGUUAAAAGUAGUGGGCAACAUCGACGACGAAGUGGUGGAUCAUGUUGAGGAGCAACAGAAGGACACGGAAAAUCAACAUCAACUACGUAGUACCUCCGCAGGACAAGCUCCUUCCAGUUCUUGCAACAUGGUCGCGCCAACCCCUUCGACGUUGUGCGAAGACGAGAGUGGGGCGGAGAAGAACAGUAGUUGCAGUGUCGGCGUCGAAGAUGCUGCGGUCCUCGAAGAGGACUCCUCUGCGACAGAAGUGGACGAACAGCAAAUCUCCAGCACUCAUCCGAUGAACCGUCAAGAUUCGCUGAACGCCUUCACCUGCUUCCAGCCCUCCAACACAGCGGACUCGCCCGGGAACUCUUCGACGCACGAGCAGAAUUUUUUUCUCUCGCCGAAAACUACUGCGUCAGGAGGAACUUCUGGUGCAACGACGUCGCACAUCAACAACGUGCUCUGCUUUGACAUCAAGCACCCCACUUCGGCCAAAAACAACUGGCCGAAGUUUGACGCGAGUGGGCAGAUUAUCACUGGAGGUGCGAAUGGAUUUACUAGUAGUUGUACUUCUACAGGGUCGACCCUUCAACAGCAAGGAGCUGGUGGUGCGAACGGCGUCCCCAGUUCCCGGCCCACGACCGGAUCGAGUCAAACAUCCUCCCCCAUGGCCAGUUUGGAAGAUCGCGUGCAACGGGAGGUGGCGGAGUUGCGAUACGGCUACAACGGGCGCACGCAGAUAUUCGAGGACGAACCGGAUUUGCUGUCUAUGACCAUGGGAAACUACAAUCUCGGGCCCAGCUGCACCAGUGCCACCGGUCCGAUCGUGAAAAAAGUGCGCGCGUGCCCCCUGACCUCGGCGGUCGGGGGAGGCGGAGCGGCCGCCGGGGCGAGUGGCGUGCAACACGUGCAGAUCACGGGGAGCAGGUAGUACAACUUUGUAGUUGUAGAUGAGUGUAGUCGCGUCUCGUCCCGCUGCAACUUCCCUCGCACAAAGAAUAGUUGUAAGUUAGUACUGACUUCUCAACUGUUAUGAUUAGCUUCUAGAUAUCAGUUUCAGCGCUCUCUACCUGAUUCUUCCCUUCAACCCCAAAUCAGCAUCCACGGAGAUCACGGGAGUCGGUCCCGCGCUUCCUCUUCUGUGUACGAAUCUGGGCGAGGCAGCACGAUCUCGUAUGAAUUGCAAAUAUGUCUGGGUCUGGAAGAGUGCAGACAUUUGUCAUGCAGUUUUUGCCUGACCCAGACCGUCUGGCAUGCAAAUCCUAGCAUCACAGAUUUCGGGCAGGUAUCUCUGCCAAAUCCGCAUGACAAAUCUCCUCUUUCUGUAUCAAGAAGUGUCGCUUUUUGCUGACCGUGCAUGACAGAUUUUCUCAUGAUGUAGAAUCAAUUCGCAUCACAAGUUCGAAUGCUUCCAGACCCAGACAUAUUUGCAAUGCAUAUCUCGAUGGGCUCCACAACGGCGUCCGGGGGCGGAAGUUCCUUGUUCCUGGAGCCCCUGGAUCUGAUGAACGGCGCACUGAGUAGCAUGAAAAAACAGCCGCUUUCCGCCUCCAGUGUCAAGUUGAAAAGUGCCAGAAAAAUGAUCGACAACAGCCACCGGGGACCGGUAGUGAAUUGCGAUGAUACAUAGAUGCGUUUGAUUUUGAAGAUAGAAAUUUGAGCGCCGUAGCUGCAUUGAGGUACAGAAAAACACCCGAAGACAGAGAUAGUACAAACUGUAGUAAAAAGUCGCUCACAUCACAUAUAUCACCUGAAGGUACGCGCCGACCCCACGCUAGCGGCCACGGCGACGGAACGUCGCCGCACCGCCCGCAGGUUUAACACAGCGCGCUCGAAGAGUACGACCGGAGCAACAGGGAGCUUUCGGGCUACCGGAGCUGUAAAGGCAACUUACGGCACCGUGUUGCAGCCUUCGAAUCCGCCUGUAUGGUUGCUAUUUGUGGCGUUAUCUCCAUGAUAUGAUUUCAUUGAAAUUCAUACUGUAUGACAAUGAUGUGUGCGCCUGCGGUCUUCGUAGUUCUCCUUCUCGGUCAUUAAAGAGCGCAUGUUGUACCGAAAACCUGAGAUGAAGAUGCCCAGGAGUAAAACUACACUCAAAUAAAAUUUUCUCCUGCUCCCAAGCAUUAUAUACCAAAUCGAACAGACCAGCACCGGCAGUGCUGACCACAGCAAGUCCUCCAUUCCGAAAUUCCAGCCCCCGGAGCGCAAAACGAGGCCGGAUUGGAACAGUACGGUGACCGAUAUGGAUCGCUACAAGCUGGAUCCCCGGAUCGCGCAGAAGCGAAAAGCGACCCGGAUCUCAAACAAUCUGUCCCUCGCGUCCGCUGAUUUUCAGGAGAAAAUUUCGAGCAUGAAGCGGGACAUCCGCCCGUUCUUGCCCGAAAAAUCCUCGGACGAACCGGAACAACCCAGCGCCGUCUUUCGCUCCAAGGUGCGAACGGGCAGAAUGCCGAGCUACAAUUCGAGCACCAACAGCAAUAGCACCAUGAACAGUCCGAGCACGACAACCAGCGGCUCCAUGGUUCAACAGCAGACGAACAACGGCACCGGAGGUGGUGGACCCCCAGGCACGAGCUCUUCGAAAGAAUCGCUCUUCAACAGCAGCAUUCAGCAGCAGCCGCGGUCCGCGCGCGGUGGAGGAGCUUCGUCGGGAGUGGCGUCUAGUACAACUUCCGCAUCUUCGGUGGUGACCUCGUCGAUUGAUCAGGUGCGAGUGGAUAAUAUUCGUUUUGAUGAUGUACAUGCAUAGAAUCAAUUUUCUUUUACUUUUGAUGUGCUGUUGUGUGUGCGAGAAAAGUGAUGCAACAUCUGAGUCAAAAAUCAUUUUUGAUGAAAUAAUUCGAGGUUGUCGGAGGCACAAAGCCAAGCCCCAGCCGCGCUGCCAUGGAAAUGACGGCGACCACUCGCGGUGCAAUCCGCUAUGGAAGUGUCAGGAUUGAAAUCCUCAAAGUUGAAAUGGUUUGUGAUGCAAAAAAUGCAACCCACAAAGUGCCUGCCUUGCAGAGUAGGCAAGGGAGGAAGAUUGUAAGCCUGUUGAGGGGUAGAAAUAGAACUGCUAAAGUAGCAUGACAAAAGGCGUCUUUUUUACCCAAACAGCAUGACAAACUGGAGCUCGGCUCUAGCCAAAUUUGUCAUGCGCCACUUAAAAACUAGACGGCAACUGGUAUCCGUUUUAUGCAUGAUCACAAACUAUUUCAACUCGGACGAUUUCGAUCCUGACACUCCCAUAUCCGCCCGUCGCACCGGAUCCGCUGUGUCCGCGCAACGUCGUCCUCGUCCAGUGCAGCUUCUACUGCUGUCGCAAGCGGGGGUCCUGGCGUGACCAAACCGACAGGAGCGGCGACGGCCUCAUCCAGUUGCAGUUCCGCUGUUUGUUCUUCGACUGCGAGUAGUUCUAGUAGCACCGCAGCUGCGACGACAAGCAGCACAGCAGGGGCGGCGGUGGUAUCAUCGUCUUCAAGUAGCUCCUCUUCUAGCAGUGGUUCCAGCAGUAGUACCACGAACACUAGUUGUAAGCCAACUAUUGUAACAAGCACAGUUCCUACGCGCGGUGUGGAUCCCAGAGAAAAGUUUGUUUCCAGUGCUUCGGUGGGAAUCGUCCCGAACUGCAUGACGACCGGAGGGCCGCCGCUCCCGAAAAUGAACCCAGCUUCGUCCUCUUGUACCUCGAGUUCUUGCUCGACGUCGUCUUCUACCAGUUCUUUCUCAACAACAAACUCCGCACCGAAAGGAAACAAAACGGAAGUAGAUCUUCUCACGACGACAGCUACAGCCGCGCCGUUAACUACAGUAGUCGAGCUACCGGCUCGUCCUGCUCCGGCUGGUGGUGCUGUCGUGUGCAGCUCUGCUACGACUUCUGCGGAAAUAAACCAAUUAUCCAGCGGACAGCAGCAGCACGGGAGCGCCACGACCGCGAAUCCAAACGAGCAUGAUUCGCAGCUCUUCGAAAAUGGGGGUCCGGGGGUUUUGGACAGCAUGCUGGAUGACAAGCUGGACUCCUCUAUCGUGUUGGUAAAGUCACAAAUGGGCAACAUUCCGCUGUCCGACCUGAUUAACCAACAGCUCAUGUCACUGCAGUGAUGAAUAGCGGGUCCAGAAGAAGGACAUGAUGGAAGGAGUACUUUACUCAGGCGAUAGACAAGCGAAAACAAAUAUUAAGCUGGAAUAAAAAUCCAUACUACGAUUUAGUUUUUACUACACUACAGAGAUCAUGAUCAAUACGUGCUACCGUUGCUGAAGUACACCACACAGCUCUACCGAGGCUCCUACACUACGAGAUAGACUCUCGCUGCUUGCUGGAUUGUUUGCUUUUGAAAUAGCCGCAAGUUCUUCUCGCCACUGGUACAGCUGAUUCGAAGUUGAAGAUGCGCUGUUCGUGAAUAUUAAGUUGCAACGACCACCGUAUCAUCUACUAGCAAAAAAUAGAAAAAUAGAUAACUCCAAAUGGAGUUAGAGAGGUUUAUUGCAGAUUUCAGAUAUAGCAGUCGACAAAAUAACACAGGGCUGUAGGUCGAUGACGAUAAACAAGGAGGUCGAAUUGCGAAUGUGAGACGGAAUAUAGAUCAAAGUCAUCUAUUGGCCUUUUACCUACGGGAAAGAAAACGGAGAAACGUCUUCGGCAGAGGUGCUUAUCUUUUUAACAUCAUCAAAAAACUUGCUACUACGAAGUUACGCGACGAGUAAACAAUAGUUCGACUCUUCGAAAGCCUAUUUUAUUCCGCAACAGCAUCGGAACUACUAGAGCUGCUGCAUAGUUGUGAACUUAUUUGCUUUUACUGACAUAUUUGUUCUAGUAUUCAAGCACACUUCUCUUUCGAACUUUUAAUUGAGUUUACAAAACUUUUACAGAAAAGUCGGUUCUAAUCCGACAGGAAAUACCUUUUUUCGCUCUAUCAUGUUUGUUAAGAUAUUAUUACCCUUAGUACUUCUAGUUCCACUAAUACAGGGAGCCUUAUGCCUAUCUUGUCGCACCAAAAUAAUCACAGCUGUAGCGGGAAUAGUAUAAAAGUACCCGGCGCUGGGCAGCACGGCGCUUCGAAAAGAUAAAUAUGAAUAUCAGCUAGAGUAUCUUUAUUAGCCUAAAUUUUUAGUCACAACUUGAACUUUGUUAUACGAUUUUUCACGGGAUUAGCUCGAGUUUGAACUGUUUUACUAACUUCUAACGGCAAGAAGAAUCAAUUCUAUUACUUUUCAAUCAGACAGGUAUUUUUUCACCGAUAUUACUGACAGAAUCACUUUUACUCGUCUAUACACAAGAACAUGAGCUACGUUGUAAGUUGUUGCUGACUUCGAUCACAAUAUGAAGUGCGGGUAGUAUCAGUUUUCCAAAAAGUAUCUAUUUGAUACGCUCCUCGAAAAAAGCUAGCAGCACUAUGCUCGGUUGUAUUAUUCUGCUGCUAUGCACAUGCGGCACCGGCAGCUGCAUCCGCUUCUCAGCUGGUGUUGUGUAGCUGAAAAAUUGUGAAGAUGCUUGAGCUAACUCCUCUGCCAACAGUUUGAAUUUGAUUUGGAAAAUGACAAUCGAAAAAUGUUUACAAGUACAGUAAAGGCAAAGCCCUUUUUCUUUCUUGAUUAGUUGAAGUCUGAGUUUACCUUCUUUUUCUUUUUUCUCUGAUUUGAUUUUCACGCUCUUUUUACUUUUAGUUGUGCUCUUGACGGCCGGGCUGCUCUCUUCUCGUCCUUGCUUCGAUUGACGUCGGAGGCGAGAGGUUUACAAAAGUCCAUGACCAUCUUCACACGAGGAGGUGGUUGGUCUUGACUAUAUUGAUGGCUUUGAGUCGGGUCUUCGUCUGCAUCAUCGACCUGGCACCAAAAAUUGCAUUCGCAAUGAGACGGUAGUGCUCGCGCAUUGAUUUGCAUCGGGCUCCGAGAUGAAGGCAAUGGUGUCGAAGACCCAGCAGCUUAAACGUGCUCGCCACGACAUUUAGCGAACUUCUUUUUGAUACACCCUUUGCUAAUUAUACGCUUUGCUUUUAGCAUUUUUUAUUCUACAUAAAAACUGCGAACUUGUUUAGUACCGUGCUCCGGCACCAUGGAAGUUAUAUCAACCUUGCCCUACUUUCGAAAAAUCGAAAGCAAACAAAUCUUGGGAACAGUACGAAUUCUAAAUUUGAAUGAAUUUUGACAACUUGAAGAUGAUGGUAAAGGUCCAGCGCCACAGGAUUAGAUGGAUAGAUUGCAGGACAAUUUUGAGCUCCUGGGUGGACAUCAAGAAGGAUGGAAGUGGAAGGUAUGUGGAUGCUGGAAGAACAGUAAAGAGCUUUUCAUUUUCCGGUUGCAUCAAGCCUGAACAGCAAUGGAACGAGUCUGUCGCUUGAUUUGUCCCUGUUGAAUUCGAGGUGCAAUGGGUGUUGCUUCAUCGAUUCUCCACCUCGAUGAUGUGUUUAUCUGAAACUCAAUGGAGCAGCAGUCGGCAAACAUAU
This is a messenger RNA of Amoebophrya sp. A120, 10103 nucleotides long. The record is from the annotation of a GenBank genome assembly. Lineage: Eukaryota; Dinophyceae; Syndiniales; Amoebophryaceae.